UUGAUUGGCUGCGCGAUGGCAUGUGACCAACGGUCGCGGGAAGUCCUUUCCCACGCGCGUGAUAGGAAGGAGUUGGUAGUUGACUCAUUCAAACUUUUUGUAAACAUUGGAAUGGUUUAAUUGUUUAAAGACGUGUUUCUCUGUCAGCGAGCCGUCAAGAAGGUAGUGACGGACACUCACACCCGUCGGGUGGGGGCUUUAUUUUUCGGAAUUAAUUCAAUAUCAGCUCAACUUCGGACGUUGUUCACGGGGCCAUUUUUCAACGUUGGAUGGGCGUGUAGGAUUUCAGCAAACACGUUAACUUUGUUGGCGAAGCUUCGGAAGCAGUGCUUUGCAUCCGCCGCGUGCUUUUCAGGGUUUUUUUUUUUUGUUUUUUUACGGCGUCAACGAAGCCGGGUUUUAAAUCCUGAAAAUGUCGAGCUACAGCCGCCAUCGGCACGGAUCUCCUUCUCCAAAAAGUCGGCCAAUCCGUCAGAAAUUACAGUUCACAUGCAGCGACGGAGAGGACGAUCUCAUCGAGGACAUCAACAACAGCACAGGGGGAGAGUCUGGCUUCACGGAGAUGGAUUCCCCGAUGCCAGUACGACGGAUCAUCGCCGACAAAUGCCUGGACGGGAGCAGCAGCCCCCUGAAUCAGUCCGGUGGGGAUGAAGACGUGGAGCUAUGGGACGAGGAGGAGAGUUUUGGAUCCCCAACUCACCUGCAGUCACCCAGCAGUGUUAUAUUUGCCAACUGCUCGCCAUCCCCUCGGAAAACCUCUCGGCUGUUUGGAGGGUCUCCCUGUCGUCCCGGAUCUCCGGACGACGGGGGAUCCAGCUCCCCGAUCCCGGACUGUCCAGAUACACCUCCGCACAAAACCUUCAAGAAACUGCGGCUUUUUGACACACCGCACACACCAAAGAGUUUACUGUCCAGAGCUAGAAGCUCAGGCCCAGGGUCCUCCAGCAGGAGAGUUUCCUUAUUCAAGAAAGUGGACGUUUUAGGAAAGUCACUUAUUGACAGUGGCAGGAGACAGCAGACUCCCCUGGUCAACUUUAACCCCUUCACCCCUGACUCCCUCCUCAUUCAGUCUGCCACACAGCAGAGAAUCAACAGAAAGCGAGCACACUGGAACGACUCCUGUGGAGAAGACAUGGAAGCAAGUGAUGGUGAAGGAGAGGAGGAAGUGGUGCCACCAUCUAAGAGGAUCACAAUGAUGGAAAGCAACAUGAUGUCCCGGUAUGCUUCAGAGUUCCUUGAGUUGGAGAAAAUUGGCUGCGGGGAGUUCGGUGCUGUGUUCAAGUGCGUGAAAAGGCUUGACGGCUGCAUGUAUGCCAUCAAGAGGUCAAAGAAACCUCUGGCAGGAUCAGUAGAUGAGCAAAAUGCCUUACGGGAGGUGUAUGCUCAUGCCGUGCUGGGCCAACAUCCCCACGUGGUACGCUACUACUCAGCCUGGGCUGAAGACGACCACAUGCUCAUCCAGAAUGAGUACUGCAACGGCGGCACGCUGUCCGACGUCAUCGCAGAGAACUACAGACGGCUCAGCUAUCUGACGGAGCUUGAGCUGAAAGAUCUGCUUGUGCAGGUCACACAGGGACUAAAGUACAUCCAUUCAACCUCUCUGGUGCACAUGGAUAUCAAACCAAGCAACAUCUUUAUUUCACGGAAAUCCAUAGUGAGCUGUGAUGAAUGUGACGAGGAUGAAGGACUGACUCCUACUGUUAUCUACAAAAUUGGUGAUCUCGGUCAUGUGACAAGAGUGAACAAUCCACAGGUUGAAGAGGGCGACAGCAGAUACCUGGCUAAUGAAGUUUUACAAGAGGACUACAGUAACCUGACAAAAGCAGACAUCUUUGCUUUGGCCCUGACUGUUGUCAGCGCGUCAGGGGCCGAACCUCUACCCACCAACGGAGAGAAAUGGCAUGAGAUCAGACGGGGCAAACUCCCUGCCAUUCCUCAAGUGCUUUCUCCAGAGUUUCUCAGUCUUCUAAAGCUUAUGAUCCACCCUGAUCCAACAAGGCGCCCAUCAACCUCUGACCUCAUCAAACACCCGGUACUUCUGACCACUGCCAGAAUGAGUGCUGAUCAGCUCAGAGUGGAGCUCAACGCAGAGAAGUUUAAGAACGCCCUGCUUCAAAAAGAGCUGAAGAAAGCCCAGCAGGCUAGAGCGGCAGCCGAGGAGAAAGUUUUAUCCACGGACAGGAUCUUAACCCGCUCCACAGUCCAGAACUCCAGAACCACCAGGCUUAUUGGGAAAAAAAUGAGCCGAUCGGUCAGCCUCACAAUCUACUGAGACUUUAUUCCAUCCUGAUAAGAAGUGAAACACAAAGGCUUAUGGACCUUUUAACCAGAUCUGAUCACUUAAAAAAGAAAAAAAUACUUUUUUUUUUUUUUUGGAGGACAACCCUGUCAGUUGAGGAGUUGGGCUCCUCUGUCCAAUCAAAGCUGUAGAGUGUUGACGCACCAGACUUGAACUCAUCUCACUAGACUCUUUGCCAAUAUAGUUCAGUCCUUUCACCAGUGGACUUCUUUUUUUCUUUUUGAAAGGAAGGUAGUUGCUUUACCUUUUACACUUUGUCAUUCUUUAAGUUUGCAUAGAUGUCAGACACUUCUCUCCGUUCCUGUCCUUGCACUUCUCUCGACUAAGUCGAAGCGCAUUUCAGCAGAUCAAAACUGCAGUGAAGCUUUUUUUUUUCUUCCCCAGUGUGAAUGUACUCAAUGUAGCCGUGCGCACCUUACUGCCUGUCGCAUGCCUGAUGCUGGCUACUAGAGGAUCUGAGAACUUACAGUUUCUGUGUUUGUAAUGGAGCACUUUGGAGGUAACAUGUGGAGCUUACCACAUUGUUUCAAAAGAGAGAAAAAAAAAAAAAGAAAAGAAAAAGAAAAUGAAACCUGCUGCUAUCGAUGUUUUUGUGUGUCAGGGUUCGGUCGGUUUCAGGUUGGGUCAUUAAUUGUCACUGGCUCUUAUUUUCAAGUAGCAGGAGCCCCUAUUUCCAUCGUUUUGUAUCUGGUCGGAUGGAAAUGGAUCAUGCUUAAAAAAAAAAAAAAAUAAAUAAAAAUUAUCCAAUGUCUGUGAAGUACCGCAACCAGUGAACCAACUUGUUAUCUAUGAGGUUAGAAUUGAUCCAUGCUUUUAAUCUUGCCUAUUGAUCAGUGCUGCCAACCCUGCCUGUAGCAUUACUACAAUCAUCGUCCCGUUCUUACGAUUCUCAUGUGUUCUGUUGGUUUGUUCUUUCUUCUGUCUGUUUUUCAUAACGCUUGUCUUCUAUUACUGUUUAGGCGAGUAUUCCUUUUGUUCUUGUAACCCCAUAACAGUAACUUUUCUGUUGUCUGUUCUGUUGUUGUACCAUGUACAUAUGUUCUUUUUAAUAAAUUCUCACAAUCUACACGUCA
Molecule: messenger RNA, 3372 nt
Organism: Oreochromis aureus
Lineage: Eukaryota; Metazoa; Chordata; Actinopteri; Cichliformes; Cichlidae
Gene: wee1
Product: WEE1 G2 checkpoint kinase
Exons: 11
Coding region: 413-2272 (619 amino acids)
Biological process (GO): protein phosphorylation; mitotic cell cycle
Cellular component (GO): nucleus
Molecular function (GO): ATP binding; non-membrane spanning protein tyrosine kinase activity; magnesium ion binding
Source: RefSeq, a predicted model, not a curated record